Messenger RNA from Procambarus clarkii (red swamp crayfish), 3530 nucleotides. RefSeq lists its product as uncharacterized. Gene Ontology annotation, cellular component: plasma membrane. Gene Ontology annotation, molecular function: protein binding. The record is from RefSeq and is a predicted model, not a curated record. NCBI's taxonomy places the organism in Eukaryota, Metazoa, Arthropoda, Malacostraca, Decapoda, Cambaridae.
CCCCCCAAGAGGGGUGUGGGAGCCCACAUUCACAAAAAAAACACAACAUUCUCACCAUCUGAUGAUGUCACCAGAGGAAAGAGUACAUCCGGAUGAGCUGAAAUUGAUGAGCUGAAGUGACUUGAUGAAUCUCUACAGACGAAAGCUGGAAACCUAGUCGACUGACGGAUGGGAAAUCGUUUUGCACGGCGGCGCCUGACUUGGAUUAGAAGGGUUUUUCCCUAGCAAAAUUCUGGCGUCAGGUUCUGGAGUGAUUUAUUGGUCUGCGAAACUGCGGGUGUGAGACGACGGCUCUACUGUCCAUCUCUUUAUAUGUCAACACUUUGAAAAAAAAAUAGAUCUUGACAUGAUCAGUCGUAACCUGACGUCUAAGUAAUCAACAUUACAUAUCAUUAUACAAGUUGAGAAUUUUUUUUUGUAACUAAAGUGAUCGGAAAAUUCUUCUUGAUUCAAUUUGAAAGUGAUCUGGUAAUGGACAGUGUUGGUGGUGGUUGUGUAGAGGACCACACACACCUGUAAUGGAGGAGAGGGCCACUAGUCCCCUCCUCCCUAUCUGCGCCCUCCCACGGGGGCCCUCCUCUUCUGCAUGAGCCAAGGGUGUGGCGAUGUGUGAUGGUGAGGAGACUGCUGGGGCGUGUGGUGGCGGCGGCGGCAGGUGUGGUAGUGGUGGUGACGGCGGCAGCGGCGGCGUUGUUGAUGGCGGGAGUCACGAGGGGCGUCGCCGCUCACAGCUCUUGCCCCCCCAGCGAGUACACCUGCGACAACCUCCGCUGUAUACCCAAGGAUCGCAUCUGUAAUGGCAAGGAUGACUGUGGCGACGGCUCGGAUGAGAAGCCCAACUGUACCCCAUGCAAUGUGACAUACAACGGUGAGGUGGGCCGAAGCUAUGAGAUCGAUUUGCACGAGUCCAAUUCCCUGCAACCUCCCUUCACCUGUUACAUGACCUUCGUGGCGGCGGGGGAUAUCUUCGGCGACCUGGUGCAACUCGUCUUUCGAGACUUGGCGUUGGGGUCUUUCAAGUCCCACCACGUCUGCGGGUGUCCCCAAGGGCACUUGUCAGUUAACGAGGCUCACCGGCCCCACAUAGGCGGCUUUUGGUGCGGGGGAAGCAGUGACCAUAAUGUUUACUAUAGUGAGACAAGCACAGUCACCGUCACACUCCAGGUCCCGCUACCUGAACAACACACGAUUGGAGAGAAGAAAGUACGACUGCGUCUCAUGUACAAGUUUCUGCUGGAGGCAGAAUCAAUUGUACGAUAUGGACCUUGGAACAGUGCCAAGUACCUGGGUGUGGCACGAUCAGGAACCGUGUGUGAUCGAGUUUUCGAUUCUUGUGACCGUCGAAAAUGUCGGGUGCAGUCUCCCAAUUAUCCUGGCAUUUACCCACGUAAUGUUACGUGCCAGUACGUGAUCAGACAAGCCACGGUUCCUCACGGCCGCCACGCGCUGGUGAGUGUAGGUCAGCCCCAGAGAGGUCGCGUCCACAUUAAGCAUACUGACGCCGCUUGUGAUGGCAACUUGCACUUGUGGUUGGAUGGCGACUGUGACGUCGUAGGGGACACACUCAGCAUCUAUGAAAUUCAGGGAGAGAGUCGACGACUGCUGAUGCGUUUCUGUGGUGGUGGAAAAGUGCCUCGCAUUACAGCCAGUGGGGCGGAGCUCUUACUUGUCUUCCAGACCUCCCCCUUUGACAAUUUGUACUUUGAUUCAUCCGAAGGCACUCAUCCUGGGUUCGAAUUAGACGUUGGUGUUGCUUUUGUACCUAAAAAUUCGUUUCUGUAUGCUGACCAAGAGUGUGAGUUUAUUAUUUCUAGUUUUGAAGCAGCACGAGGCCAUUUUGAGAACGUGGCACACUCGCUGCCAAGAGAUAGUAAAUGUGCUUAUAAAUUCCGUGGGCGGCCAGACGAGGUCAUCUGGCUUUUCUUUACUCGCCUGAAGUCCACCUACACACAACCUCCUUCACGCGAUGGACCUCACUGUCGGACACGAGUGACGCUGAUGGAAGGAGCAGAGGCUGAAGGAGAGGUGCUGGAGAACACAUGUGGGCCACUGGGGGUAAGGAUUUGUCACCGUGAACAGCUCGGCCCUGGGCGAAACAGAACUCGGCCAUGUGGAUCGCAAGAAAGUUACCUAACAUCAAUGUCUCAUGCAACACUCACCAUUCACUACCUUCUACCCUCAACAGUGGCAGACCUUGAGUUUCGACUCCAUUAUGAGUUUGUAUACGCGGGUCCUCGAGCUGCGGCGCUCAAUCUUCCUGAGCCCUGUGACAGACAUAUUAACAGUGAACGCAGUAAGAAGGGCCUCCUCGCCUCGCCCGCUAAUAACCUGCUUUAUGGCAAGUUCGGAGCGACGAGGCUGAAAUGUAAAUAUAGCCUACAAGGUAAAACAAACGAGGCAGUCAGGAUCACAUUUAUAUACUUUUAUGCUCAUAAUUCUUCGUGUCCAGGACGAGAGUCGCCACUGCAAGCGUGUGGGCGACCCAACGCCCUGGAAGGUCGAGGUGCACGUCUGGAAGUCUCAGAGUGGCCCUGGUCAGGCGUAGAGCUACCCCAGGCCUGCAUAUGUCACGGCCUCUACCUACCAGCAACCUUACUCUCAUACUCUGCCUCUCUUACUAUUACCUUCACUGUCGUAGGAAUGGAUGUUUUUGAUGAUUUCUCACAUUUUAGUUUUGAACUGGAAUACGAGUUUGUUGAGAUAGAAGCAUGUGAAGAGGAUAGAAUAGUUACAGGAGAGGCUGGUACGUUAAGUCUAGCCCUUCGACCUCCUCCUGGACCAUGUAGAGGACACCCUUGGCUCCUUCAGCCCACAGCUAACCGCUUCUUACUUGUGUCUGUCCCUGGCAAGGCCAUCAGAGGAGGCUUGCAGGUAGAAGCUCAUGGUCACCUAGUCGCAUCGGACGACUCUGUAGCCCCUGCGGAGUGCCAGAGCUCAGAGUUACAUGUGUACCAGCCAGGCAAUCCAAGACCUCUCAGUGCAGUGUGUGUGUCUCCUGGGGCUGCCGAGACAGUCCAUGUCUUUUCGGAGGGUUUUAACGAGCCUCUGUCACUGGACUAUCUUGGGGAAGCAGCAAGAUCUUUGGUUGUGGUGUUACUGAGUCGUCCGGCUUACCUCUCGGGACAGUCUUCUCAGCAACAACACAAGGCAGUUGAUAUCCGUUGGGUGGAGGCAGCACCACGCUGGCUGGCAACUAGAUGUGCCACGGAGUGUCCUGCCGUACAUGCAUGUAUCAGUGCUUCACUCUUCUGUGACGGGACGUGGCACUGCCCAUCGGGUGCUGAUGAAGCCGUGGUGACGUGUCUCAUGGCGCUGUCUCCGUGGCUCUGGCUUACAUUUGGUCUGGCUGUCGGAUGCAUCUCUGUACUCUCAGGUUGGUGGGGCUGGACAUUAUGGAAAACUCGACAAGCUCGCAAUGCAACUAAUGGUUGUAGUGAGGAGGUGUUGACACCCGGCCAUCACGAGUCUCCCCCAGAGCCACCAGAGUAUCCUGACUGCAUAGACGUUGACUUUGAGACAACGGUCUGACG